ACUACACUAAUCUCUCUCUUUCUCUUUCUCUUUUUUCUUUCUCCUUUGCAUUGUUUUUCUCACUCGCUCACUCGCCGUUUCUUCUUCCUUCCUUCCUUCUUUGGUUCACUUCUCUCAUAACAUCACUGCAUGUUUCUCUCAUAAGACUCGACGAACCAUUCCUCUCCGAAAAAAUGUCUGCUCCUUCUGGCGGUGACGGAGGAGGAGGAGAAUCAGCUGCUGGAGUGAGUUCGUCGUCUCUUGCUCCGUCGUCUCUACCGCCGCCUCGUCCUAAGUCUCCGCCGGAGUAUCCAGAUUUGUACGGGAAACGCAGAGAGGCGGCGAGAGUUCAGAUGCUCUCGAGAGAGAUUGGUUUUCUCGAGGGGGAAAUUAAAUUCACUGAAGGCGUACAACCGGCUUCUAGAUGCUGCAAAGAGGUCUCUGAUUUUGUUGUUGCAAAUUCUGACCCUUUGAUCCCUGCACAACGAAAGAGUCGAAGAUCUUGCCGGUUCUGGAAGUGGCUCUGUGGCCCGUGUUUGAGCCUGGUGAGUUUCUGCUGUUGCUGCCAAUCCAAAUGUUCGUGCCAUCUGAGGAAACCCAAGUGCUGCAACUGUACAUCUUGCAGCUGUAUUGGGUCCAAAUGCUGCGACGGGUCGUGCUGCUCAAACAUUUGUUGUUGCCCGAGACCAAGCUGCCCGAGCUGUUCAUGCUUCCGAGGUUGCUGCUGUUCAUGUCCGGACAUGUCUUGCUGCAUUCCCAGCUGUUUCCGCAACUGCAGUUGCACUCGACCGUCGUGUCUGAAUAAAAAGAAGAGCUCAUGCUGCAGCUGCAACUGCAAGAUCAGAUGGUCAUCUUGUUUUAGAUGUCCCAAGGUACGACUUUGUUCUUGUUGUUUUUGCAAUUGUAAAAAUCUAUGUUCUAAUCCUUGUUGUUUAGCAUUCUAAACAUUAUUCUUCUAUAAGUAAUAUUUUUUUGUUUCAAAUUUUUUCUUUUAUCUCUUAAAGGAAGCAACUCUUUCUUAUUUUU
Messenger RNA from Arabidopsis lyrata subsp. lyrata, 1005 nucleotides. Its product is annotated as guanine nucleotide-binding protein subunit gamma 3. Lineage: Eukaryota; Viridiplantae; Streptophyta; Magnoliopsida; Brassicales; Brassicaceae. The record is from RefSeq and is a predicted model, not a curated record. The coding region runs from base 174 to 923 and encodes 249 amino acids. The transcript is spliced from 5 exons.